Arabis nemorensis is the source of this 717-nucleotide messenger RNA. The record is from the annotation of a GenBank genome assembly. NCBI's taxonomy places the organism in Eukaryota, Viridiplantae, Streptophyta, Magnoliopsida, Brassicales, Brassicaceae.
AUGUCUUGUUCAGUGGCCGUUUGCAAUUCUCCGGCGAUUUUCGGAGUCUACGAUGGUCACGGAGGAGUUAAAGCGGCUGAGUUUGCUGCUAAGAACUUAGAUAAUAACGUUUUAGAAAAGGUAGUUGGUAAGAGAGACGAGUGUGAGAUAGCAGACGCGGUGAAACGCGGUUACAUGGCCACGGAUGCUGCUUUUCUCAAGGAGAAAGAUGUCAAGGGCGGUUCAUGCUGCGUCACGGCUAUGGUCUGGAACGGGAACCUUGUGGUGGCCAAUGCAGGUGACUGUCGCGCUGUCAUGAGCGUAGGAGGUGUCGCGCAGGCCCUAUCUUCCGAUCACCGCCCGUCAAGGGACGACGAACGUAAAAGAAUUGAAACCACGGGCGGAUAUGUCGAUACAUUUCACGGUGUUUGGAGAAUUCAAGGAUCUUUAGCUGUGUCAAGAGGAAUCGGAGAUGCUCAUCUCAAGAAGUGGGUUAUAGCCGAACCAGAGACGAAGAUCCUAAGAAUUGAUAUGGACCAUGAGUUCUUGAUCUUGGCAUCGGACGGUCUAUGGGACAAAGUGAGUAACCAAGAAGCAGUAGACAUUGCUCGUCCCCUCUGCGUAGGAGCCGAGAAGUCAUUGUUGUUAGCCUGUAAGAAGCUCGUCGAUCUCUCGGCUUCACGAGGCUCAUCGGAUGAUAUCAGUGUGAUGUUGAUCCCUUUGCGUCAGUUCAUCUAG